UGAAGUGACUCAUUUAUGACGGUGGGGGGCAGCAGUACGCUUCGCAGCGAACAGUCUGCCGGAACCGCAUUCGAAGAAGAGGAGUACGCGACCUCAUAUGUUGUGGAGAUGGCGGGUUCUUUGGAAGAAGAGCAACUUGUACGACAUGUUUAUGCUGCGUUGCAGGCUGCAUCUUGUCCUUUGGUGGAAGGUCUGAACCUGCAGGAAGCGGACAGCAUGCUGCAGCUGCUGUGUGUUCCCUCUCAGCACCGCACCGACAUACUGGCAUGGAUCUGCAGCAGUAUCAACCCAAAUGUCGGCAAUCACAAGCCAAUGUCAGUGAGAUCCAAAGACCCAGAUGUUUUGGCUAAAGAAAUGGCUGUGCUUUGGCAGGAGCUGAUGCUUUGCAAAGCAGAUGACCUGAACCUGAUCACAAAGGGUGAAGCAAGCGUUUACAGGCAGCUUCAGUUCUUGGAGCAGCUUUUAUCACUUGUCUCUGGCUGCAAGAAGUCUGCUGGGCCUGGUACAGAUGCAGAGAUGCUGCUGAACGAGCUCUAUGCUGCUGAGAAUCUGCCUCACCUUUCACAAAUGCUAAAACCCACACUUGACCCCUGGCCUGCACACAUCAAGUCUCUACAAAAGGGUACCAAGUUAUCUUCUGCAUCUGGUAAGCCCAGAAGAGAAGAGGCUGUUGAUGUUUCCACCCUUUUACAGCAGACUCAGUCAGCACUGGAGCAGCUACAGUCAGAGUGUGACUUUCUGAACAAUGAGGCCCAGAGUCCUGGUGUCUUCUCUCCAAGCUCGUUGCGUGUAGCAGCAUGUGACCUCCAGCGAUUGAUGGCUACUUUCAGCCAUGUUUUCGAAACUGACAUGAGAGACUACUGUGGUAGAGAGCCCCCCAGCUUCAGCACAGAUACUGACAUCUUCCAGAGAGUACACCAUCUACUGCUGGCCUUUAUCACGGAGUUGGACAUGCUAAAGGAAGUAUCAGAUGCUUCUGUGUCCAUGAAUGAGGGUGUUACCCAGCUACAGAUGCAGCCUUGCUUUCAGAGCCUAGGAGAGUAGCACACGUUAUAGGACCAGCAUGUGGAUCUUACCAGGAGAAUCUCUCUGCUUUAUUCCUGAUGGCAUCUCUUACAUGAAGUAGUACAGACACCUGUUUAAACUUCAAACCAUCAGUGUUAAUGUUGAGUGGCAGCUGAUGUGUUAAAACCUAAAGCAUCAAACAGAACUUGACAGAGGUUGACCACUGUUGCUCAGAUAGACAUUUAGCAGAUGUGCACUCAUCUUUGUGUAUUUGCUGGAGUCGUGCACCCUGUUUGUUAUUCUAAUGUCAGACUGAUGUGUUAGGCAGGUUUUGUGUAAUCAUUCACAUUAUACUGGCCAUGUAUUCCAUCUAGUAACAUGAACUGCACUACAGUAAAAGCAGAAGGGGUUGAUAUCUAUUGAGAUGGGAGGAUAAUGAGAAUUCAGCAUUCCUCCUCUAUCAUCCGAACAUGUUACCUUUGUUGGACUCAAUAUAAAUGUGCAUAUUGUAUCACUGAAUAAAUUUAAAUGUUUUAAACUUUA
Molecule: messenger RNA, 1548 nt
Organism: Acanthopagrus latus (yellowfin seabream)
Lineage: Eukaryota; Metazoa; Chordata; Actinopteri; Spariformes; Sparidae
Gene: haus7
Product: HAUS augmin-like complex, subunit 7
Exons: 9
Coding region: 16-1044 (342 amino acids)
Biological process (GO): spindle assembly; centrosome cycle
Cellular component (GO): HAUS complex
Molecular function (GO): microtubule minus-end binding
Source: RefSeq, a predicted model, not a curated record